Molecule: messenger RNA, 951 nt
Organism: Puccinia triticina
Lineage: Eukaryota; Fungi; Basidiomycota; Pucciniomycetes; Pucciniales; Pucciniaceae
Exons: 2
Coding region: 1-951 (316 amino acids)
Source: RefSeq, a predicted model, not a curated record
AUGUCGUCCUCUCGGCUCUCGUUGCGUCCCUCGCCCUCACGACCCAAAUCUUCCGGCAGGAAAGCAGCUCUACUGCCUGCUCAAAUCCCUCUCCCGCCGUCGCCUCCCGCCUCAGAUGGAAUCGAAGAUCCCUUCGGUCCGCAAUCACCCCAGCGGGGAUCCUCCCGUCGAGUCUCCCCACGAGCUAAAACAUCCGCGUCUCGGCAACCUGUCCCCCAACCUCCACGUCGCCGCAGCACCCAUCUGGCGCUCGAGGCGGUCGUCGAAUCCAAGCAAGACAUCGGCCGAACGCGCUCCAGGAAGCGUUGCGUGCUUGCAGACCAGCUCGACUCCAGCUCGCCUCCCACGAGUCCGACCAACAGGAAAUCCGCCCGGACUACUAAGCGAGUCAAGCUUUCCCAAGCAUCUCCUGCUUGUCGAUCGCCACCCUCUUCGCCCAUUCGUGCCCCCAGAGAUACUCCUAAUAACCCGUUCCUUGUCAAAGCCGGCGAGAAACCGCGCCGGGCUGGCGCCCGACGCGACGAAGAACACCGCAAAUUGGUCUAUGUCUUCCGAGGAAAACGAAUACCGUAUGACACGACGGAGGACUUGAACCACGCCGGAGGAUCCCCGUUUGGCUCGUCGUGUCCGAAGCUCUUGUUCCCGUCGCCGCCGAGUCCCGGGCCCGCACGGAAGCUGAAGUUCACGGACGAGGACGAGAUCUUCGGCGGGAGUGGUGGGGGAGGACAGAUGAGUCCCAGUCGGGCCAACCAACGCGACCGCACCCAGCUCGGCUACCAGACCCCCAAACGCGACAACAACAAGGCUAAAAAUCGUCCCGACGGCUCCCACAUGCUUCCUACCCCUCAGAGUAGACCUCGACGCUCGGUCGUCCCUCCGGCUUCUUCUUCUCGUCAAGUCCUCGCUCACCCCGUCAAGACCGGUAAAACCAUGGCUAAGGCUAUGAGAUGA